Zophobas morio is the source of this 2935-nucleotide messenger RNA. RefSeq names its product band 4.1-like protein 4. Bases 437 to 2929 code for a protein of 830 amino acids. The transcript is spliced from 18 exons. Gene Ontology annotation, cellular component: cytoskeleton. The record is from RefSeq and is a predicted model, not a curated record. NCBI's taxonomy places the organism in Eukaryota, Metazoa, Arthropoda, Insecta, Coleoptera, Tenebrionidae.
AACCCGCGCUUACCGCUUACCUGAGACCGACAACCGCCGUUCAGAAAUCAUUUUACAGAUCAGUAAAUUAGACAGUACCCGUUUUCCCACCUCUUCUGACUUGGCAAGCUAACACUGCCGAUUCGUAAACCGAACAGCAUGUAAGCAAUUUACCGUGUCAAUUUCCAUGGAUCGGUUGUUCUGUUCUGUAGUCUGUAGUCUGUAGUUGGAUAGAAGCAGGUCUGUAACGUGUGGUGUGCCGUGGUGUUGUUACCUGUGCCUGUACGUUGAUUUAAAACUGAACUUCAAAGUUGAAUGGCCUAGGAUGUACAUCGCUAUUUAACUGUAUAUUGCUAGUGCAGUGGAGUGAUGUUGAAUAUUUUAAUAACAAUGGUAAAUUAUUAACUUUACAGGUUUUGUGAAUUGUCACGGCCACUCUUCAGGUUUUUAUCUUAUUAUGGACUGUAUUUUUUGUUCCAAGCCACGAAUAAUUCACUGCAAAAUAAUUCUUUUGGAUGAACAAGAGUUUAUUCACGAAAUCGAGGAUACUUACACUGGGCAAGCAUUGCUCGAUGUCGUGUUCCGUAACUUAAAUCUACUCGAAACAGCUUAUUUCGGUUUGCGCUAUUUGGAUCAAACCGGUCAAACCCAUUGGUUGGAUCCUGCUAAAAUACUUAGCAAACAAAUUAAAGGUUCUGAUCCCUUCACUUUUUAUUUUGGGGUGAAAUUUUACGCUGCCGACCCUUGCAAGUUGUUAGAAGAAAUUACGAGGUAUCAAUUUUUUCUGCAAGUUAAACAAGACAUUUUACAAGAACGUUUAUUGGUGCCAUUCGAGCUUGCUGCAGAAUUAGGCGCGUACAUCGUUCAGUCUGAAUUGGGGGAUUAUGACCCCCGGCGUCACAGUAAAGGUUACGUUUCUGAAUUUCGUUUCCUUCCUAAUCAAAGUAUAGAUUUAGAAACGAGAAUUGCAGAACUUCACAAAACUUUAGUAGGUCAGUUACCAUCUGUAGCGGAACUAAACUACCUCGAAAAAGUAAAAUGGCUCGAAAUGUACGGAGUUGAUCUACACCCAGUAUUGUCAAAUGAACAGGGGGAGGACAGCGUGGAGUACUUUCUAGGAUUAACACCAAGCGGAAUAAUAGUACUGAGGAAUAAAACGACAGUAGGAAAUUAUUAUUGGCCAAGGAUUACGAAAAUAUAUUUUAAAGGUCGAUAUUUUAUGUUAAGGGUCAUCGAUAAAAACAACGACGAAAGUACGUACGGAUUCGAAACCCCGUCGAAAUCUGGCUGUAAGCACUUGUGGAAAUGUUGUGUCGAACAUCAUGCCUUUUUUAGAUUGGUUCAGGUAGCACCGACGACACCUGAUAUCUUCGCGUUAGGAUCAAGGUUUAGAUAUAGUGGCAGAACUGAAAAACAGGCUGUAAGAGAUGCGCAGAUGAAAGUUAGAACUCCACCUUCGUUUUCUAGGACACCUUCAAGACGAUACCAAAGACGAAUUGCAGAAGGAAUGGCUGAACAAUUACCAACGGAUGAAACAUAUGGACGUUCCCAAACUCAGUCACAACUUCAAGAAAUGAAAUUCAUUUCGGUGCCUCAACCUGUCCAAAAUUUCGGAGGUUCUCAUCCGUCCUUCGUCGCACCGAAUGAAGAAACCAAACGUACAGAUUCUCCAAGAAGUAUUAAGAGCGCUCCUUGGUCGCAACCACAUUCCAAAGGUCUUUACAACAAUUCUAUUCCUGUUAGUCCACGAUCGGUACGUUCAGCAGGUCCUCGAUACAGAUCGUCAUCUCUCGACAGCCAAAGCUCUAAUGAUUCUCGUUCUUGUAAAAAGCGAAAACAUCGUAGCAAAUUAACUUCUGAUAAUGAAAGCGAAUUAUCUAAAAGUUCAAAUAGAUCUCACCGAAAGCACAGAAGACGUAGAUCAAAAAGUUCCAGAAGAGACUCGGAAUCAGAACCUGAAUUACAUGACAGAAAAUAUUCGAAUAAAAGGCAAACGGAUCAUCAGUACGAACUCGUCAAUUCUGAUUAUCAGUGGCAGGAAGUUCAAAGAAAAUUACAUAACGAAGGUAAUUCUAAUAGCAUCCAACAGGCUAACGUAAUCAGUAGUCGGCGAUCCCACCAUCAAGCGUACAACGAAGUUAGAAACGAUUGUGACAUAGGUUAUAGUAAUAAAGUUCGUAAACAUCGCAAACAUAGAUCUCGAUCUCGCUCACCCUCCGAAGCUAAGUCGUGGCUUUCCGAAGAAUUAAAAAAACAUUUAGAAUUUGAUCUUAUCGACACUACGGGCAUGUCUGAUUCACAACUGAAAGAAAUUCCAUAUACGGUAGUUCAAACAAAUAAACCUAAACAUGUUAAGAAGCUUAAACAAUCACAGUGGAAUAAGAGUAUUCAUGAUGACAAGACCUGUAAUACGCCACCCCCACCGUAUUCACCACACAUAACUGAAACGCAUAGAAUGCGUAAUGUUUGCUUAGGUCAUUAUAAUUUAAAUGAUGAUUUGCCAAUCCAAAUGUCCUGCAAUAGCAGUGAUAUUAAUAUUGCUGACACGCUUCUGCCCAGGAUGUUUAACACGUUAGAUGUUGGAAAUUUUCCAAAUAAUUUUAGUCAUCUUUCUAAAAACAAAGAUACGGCUAGUUACAAUGCCAUUGUGGAUAGGAGACACGACAAUUCAGACCAUUUAGGAAUAAGCCACGAACAUACGGAUUCUGGUUUGGGAACCGAACAAGACUGCAUUUAUAAUAGCGACAAUAAAUCUAGAGAUUAUUGCAGUGAGAAUAACAGGAUAGCGCUUAACAACGUCGAAGAUUAUUUAUUGAUUUCAGGUUCAGAGAGAUUGUCCAGUGCUGCUGAACACCACCUAUUGUCGGAAACAUCAGAAGCAGCUACUACCAACGAGAAUGCUACAAACACUUCAGCGGUAGAUUUGUCUGAAAUGAGUACAGAGUUGUAAUUUCUA